Molecule: messenger RNA, 321 nt
Organism: Emiliania huxleyi CCMP1516
Lineage: Eukaryota; Haptophyta; Isochrysidales; Noelaerhabdaceae
Exons: 1
Biological process (GO): regulation of DNA-templated transcription
Cellular component (GO): nucleus
Molecular function (GO): RNA polymerase II cis-regulatory region sequence-specific DNA binding; DNA-binding transcription factor activity, RNA polymerase II-specific
Source: RefSeq, a predicted model, not a curated record
UGGACAAAGGAGGAGGACGCAGCGCUCAUCGCCCUCAUCGAGGCGAGCGGGGGCGGCAGCGAGGCUCGGUGGUGUCAGGUUGGUGUCGCGAUGGAGGGGCGCAGUGCAAAGCAGUGCCGGGAGCGCUGGCUCAACCACCUCUCCCCCGACGUGAGCAAGCAGAAGUGGACGGCGGAGGAGGAUCGUGCCAUCAUCGAGGCCGUCGCUCUGUACGGCACGCGCUGGUCCGAGCUGGUCAAGGCCUUCCCCGGCCGGACAGACAGCGCCAUCAAGAACCGGUGGAACGCGAUGCAGCGCAAGGAGAAGCGGCGCGUGGAGCGG